Molecule: messenger RNA, 5238 nt
Organism: Ctenocephalides felis (cat flea)
Lineage: Eukaryota; Metazoa; Arthropoda; Insecta; Siphonaptera; Pulicidae
Exons: 4
Coding region: 35-5236 (1733 amino acids)
Source: RefSeq, a predicted model, not a curated record
ACAAAGUUCAAACACCACCUUUCGUCAACAAUUCAUGAUGAUAGACGGUAGAUAUGUUCGAAUAUGCGGAAGUCGUGGAGGUAGUAAGAGAUUUUUAACACCUCCACCUUCAUCCGAUCAGAUUUUAGAGAAGUCUACUAAAACUAUAAAGCGCACUGAUUCAGAUCAACAAUCACAGUUUUUACCAGGACCGUUAAGUAGAAAACAUCUCUUAAUUCGUGAAAUGGAUUUUGGGGAUGGUUUACACACUCGCAAAAAAUUGCCACGAGUUUACUUAGAAGUGUUUCCAAAAUGCAAUAGCCCAUUAGAUACUGUAGCACAAACAUAUUUGAAAUCUGCUUUUUCUGAAACAAUUGAUGUAAGGAGAGCUAUGUUUGCAGCAACAGCGCUUAAUGAAUAUAGAAAUAAAGACAAGUAUUUGUUUCCUCUUCAGUAUCGAAAUGGUCAGAAAGAAGUAUUAUGUCGUUUAAAAGAAACGGAUGGUUUAUUAUCGUCACAAAAUGCAAGCGAAAAACAGGAGCUCGCAUCUGACGAUAAAAAAAUAAUAACUAAUAUGUUGUCUGGUAUGUUUGAUUAUGUAGAAACAUCGUUCUUGGGUGAUGCUAUACUUCAAGUUGACCCCGACGCGGCGGCAUUGUCAAAGUCACCAGAAAAGUUACUGACAUCGCAGCCACAACCUGAACCCACCGCAAUUUCGCACGUACGAAAAACAGCUCUAGAACUACGCCGUUUGAACGUUACGGUUAUUGAGGCAAAAGAGUGUGCGUCUAAUAACACGGUUUGCUGCGAGGAAGAUUAUUGCCGCUUAGGUUGUAUUUGUUCUUCUCUAAAAUGUUUGGCCUCUGGUAUUAAAAGGCAUUGCGGUAACGUGGAAUGCAUGUUUGAAUGCAAAUGCGAAUAUACACACCGUCUUCGACAGAAACGUGUAUUAUCCAAUAAUGCUAUUGACGAAGAUGAUAUGUUGGAAUUAAAAGAUCGCGUUUGUAGCGGACUAGCACCGGUAGAAGCAGAAUUUAAACACGCAGUUGUAGUAAAUCAAGAUCAUAGCGUCACUUUAGUGGAUGGCGAUACAGAAAAACGGAAACGAUCUGUUAAAGUUCCCAAACGUUUCGAUGAUUACAUAUCUUCAGAUUUGACAGUUUUUCCGUCUCAGUCUCUAUCACCAACUAAAAAUUCUGAAGAAAUACCGGAACCACGAAAAAUUAUUAGAACACCAAUUAUACCAAAAGAAAAACUACUAUUACCGCGUAAUUUAGAAGUGCGGCUUUACAAUCUUGGUUUGAAGGAUGUUGAACCUUGGUGCAUGGUGCAUGAAUUAUAUAGAUGUUUUUGCGAUUGUAAGGAUGCGUUUGGUGAACCAUUUGCAGAAAGAAAACGUGAUAUUUCACCAGAUGUUACAGAUCAGACUGAAGAUACAAAAAAAAGUGAACUUUCUAUAAAAACGCUUAAUAGGACGAUUUUGUUAGAAACAGACGAUAAAAGCACUGCACGUAAGAAAAAUUGGCAUGUGGAGUGUUUUUCCAGUGAUAUAGGUAACGAAGAAUCCUCAGAUGUAACUGAAUAUGUCAGACGUAAGCCAGGUCCAGCAUCUUCAAAAUAUCGAUAUGCUGCAUCUUCAAAACAUAGAGAUACAUCUGGAAUUGUUUCUUCGAAAUAUAAAGAAACUCAUAGCCCCAUACCUUCAAAAUGUAAAGAUGCUAAAUCAUCAAAAUAUGUAGACUCAUCGUAUAGAUCUAAGUGUAGAAAUUCUUCUAGUAGCGCGUCUGCAAAACAUUCAGAUAUUUCCGACGAAGAUUUGAGCGUAAGACGUAGAUCAAAUGAUUGUGUGAAAAGAAUGCGUUCCAGUAUCGAGGAAGAUAAAAGUGACAACAUUGUAACCAAACAGCCGCGAUUACAAAUCAAAUCACCUUGGGACUUAAACCAAAUGGCAGACAAAAUAUCCUCCGAUAAAAAAGAUGGAGAUACUGGGUCCUUGCUUCGUGAAUUUACUUUAUCUACCACUAGUGUUUUAGGCAAGAAUUUCGUAGCUAAGGAUGUUUCCAAAACUAGUAAAAAUGACAUGAGUUAUAUUGAAACAACUAUACGACAGCAAAGAGAUAAUAUGAAAAAAUCAAUGCGAUGCGCUAGAAUUGACCAACCUUAUUCAUCUAAGCGUGACAGAAAAGAAUUAAGCGAAAAAGAAACGCAAAAACGUUUCAAUGAAAUAUGCGAAAAAAAUGCAAAUCCAGAAUCAUUAAGGCGAUUACAAAUAUUAGUGAAACGCAGCCAGAUUGUAUCUAAUAGUAGUUUUUCAGGAAAUACGAUGGAUAAUUCAAAUAAUGCUGAUGAUGAUGCCGUUCCAAUAAAAAUCACACCAGUAAAACAUGCUUUGCCUUUGUCUUUGGGUCCUCCACCUCUUAAACCAGCGCCAGGGAUAGUUUCAUCCAAACAAAUUGAAACAAAAGUAGUCGAUAUGAUAUCAUCCCCAUUGCCGCAAAAAGAUCAAAAGGCAAUGAGCUCUAUGGUAAACAAAGAAAUAAUAAGAAUGUUGAACCAAAAAGGAGCUCUGGAUGCUUAUUUUGACAUUUCAAAACCUUGGUUGUACGAGUUUCAAUGCCUUCAAUGGUAUAAAAUGCUUUGUAAGUAUAAGAAUAGUCAGAUAAAGUUGUGGCUUGAAACAAAGCCUGAACAAAACGGAACUAUGGCUUUAUUAACAACUGGUGUAAAGCCACCAAUUUCUAAUUGUAUAGAUAUGAAAACGUUAGAACCAGCAAUCGCAAAGAAAAAUAUUGCUAAUGUUCCAAAGUUUGCUUUAAAAAUAUAUGCUGAUUGUCAGAAAUUAAUGGAUUGCAAACACAAAUUGCAAUAUGUUUUCAUGCGCGCUUUUCCUACUCACUGGACAUUAGAAGGUGUUAUUGAAAAGGGAUAUAAAUCGAAAAAGGAGACUAAGCCCAGUGUAAAAGAAGUUACGAUUGUUAAAGGAAAAUCUAACGAAUUCGCGAAUAAUGUGCAACCUAAAGACGGAACAAGCCAACGUUGCAAGAAUAAUGUGAACAAAUCCAAUAUGCUUUUGAAUAGCGAAUUGUUAAAGAGUCGUACAGAAAUUGAAGCUACAUUAGUUGAUGCGAAUGUUGUCAAAGAUUCGGAAAAGCGAAAAUUGUCAGCGAUCUCUAAUGGUAAGAGUGUCUCAGUUACAAAAUAUAUUUCCAAAGAAAAUCAGCAAAAAGAGAUACUUGCAAAAAGGAGACGUUUAUCUGAUAGCAAAGAUGUAGACUGUGAUAAAGUAAGAACUGGUUUAAAUAAAAAUGAAAAUUCUAAUUUGACGGUAGAUGUUACAGUUUCUACGUUAAAUAAUGAUUUAAAUGGAGUUGCUAAUAAAAAUCCAAACUUAGAUUCUGCAAAUUUUUCAAAUUGGAGCAGUUCUUUAUCAGACAAUUUCUCCAAACUGGAACCGUUACCAUUUCUAAGUGGUAUGCGAUAUCUUUUUGUUUCAAUGAAAGAAAAUUUUAAUUUACUCACAUCUACUCGCAAAGGUUAUAGGGUAACCUAUCUUCAGUUGAUAAACGCCAUCCAGACAGCGAACCAACAAAACGUCUACGUGCGCCUUAAAUUCAAACAGAACAAUUUAAAUUCCGAUGAACGAGGGGUAGUUUUGGCGGUACCAUGGUGUAAAGAUGGUGUUUUUAUUGGUCCUUACGGCCUCUCAGAAGAUUGUUUGAUAACCAAACAGAUUUAUUGGCGCAAUAAGAUUCUUGGUUUGUCGGAAUAUACGCGCACUGUCUUGAAAAGGAAACCCAGACCAGUUGGGUACUGGAUGUGUUUCUAUGGCGAUGAUAUAAAAUUUUUGCGGGCUUAUCAAAGCCUUGUUCUACGACUAGAAUCAGAUGACAACAAAGAAAUUGUUUCAAGUUCAAUUAUCACUAAUCCAAAUAACACUUCUUUAGCCCAAAUUAAAGGUACAUCGCCGAAUAGCCUGUUAAAAACUACUUUGAAUAAAACACAAUCAUCUACGAAUGUAAUGCAUCAAUCACCUCAACCUGAUACCUCAAAAAUGAUUAGUAUUCCAAAGUUAUUACCUAAACCUCAAGGAGAAUCAGCCGCAAUCAAUAAUACACAAUCUGUUCGCGAUAAAAGACCUUUGUCAAGAUUACAGUCUGAUUUUUCACCUAAUAACAAUAGAAUUGGUUUUAUAAGAAGGCAAUCCCAUACCCAAGAAGAAAAUAGAAAUGGACACAGAGACGCGUUGAUAAGUCGUAGUGUGAAUUUGAACAGAUUGUCUAUUACAGACGAAGCUUCUUCGAAUACAAAACAGAGAACUGUUCUGCAAAAAGCUGUCCCCCAAAUAUCGAACAACAAAAUAAUGUUAAAAAAUAGUCCCAAGGUUAAUUCAGCCAAUACUACAAUACUCAAUGCAAAUUCUACCUCGUCUAGGAGCUUGCUAAGGAAAGAAAAUACAGAUAUUGGCACAACUUCAACUACUGAUGAUAUUUCCAAGGGAGAUACUUCAGAUGAUGAGCCUGAACUAAUCAUUAAUGAGGCUGAAAAUGUCGUUAUUGACCUCCUAUCUGAUUCUGAAGAAGAACUUCAUGACAUGGGUGCUCCUGGUAAAAGAUGGCUUUAUUGUGAUGUCAAUGGAAUAGGUUAUGUAGAGGCGCAAGUUUUGCAAAACCACAAAAUUUCAGUAAGCCUUCCACUAUCUUCAACUGGUACAGAAUUUGCAAAUUUAGAAGAUGCUACUUCUUUUAUUAAUACAAACCUAAGGAAAGUUGUCUAUUUUUUGCCUAACUCAUUUAUACCCACCUGGACUGUAACUACUUCAUUCAAUGUUGUUCAGAAUAUGAAGAAAAUGAGCGCUGUUCUCUUUCAAGGAAGUUUUGUAAUAUACAGCCAUAUGUUGAUUGACUUAUCAAAUUUGAGAAAUAUUGAUGAUCACAUUAAAAACAAGAGAGAUCGAGAGCUAGCGAUGAAAUAUGCUGAGCAUUAUACUGUACGAUAUAUUAAGCAAGCACUUGGAUUCAAAGCCUCUUGCCAACUUUCUAGGAAACAACUUGCUGAUGCUGCAUGCACUGAAAUCAAGUCCAUGACAAAUGUAGAAUCGAAAUUGAAUUUUGAAAAAAACAUUUUGCUCAGCUCUAGAGCCAAAUUGUUGGGAAAAGUUCAAGGAUUAAUGAAAACAGCUAAAGCAAUGCAAAAAUUUAAAAAAAUUGCUCCGAAACAAAAAUUACAUCCUGAUAAUAUGAUUAUAAUAGAUGAAUAAGC